This is a messenger RNA of Colletotrichum fioriniae, 471 nucleotides long. RefSeq lists its product as uncharacterized. Lineage: Eukaryota; Fungi; Ascomycota; Sordariomycetes; Glomerellales; Glomerellaceae. The record is from RefSeq and is a predicted model, not a curated record.
AUGGCAGAGUGGGCAAAGCAAACAUACAACUCGCAGUACGAGAAGUGGGUUCCGUGGGUCGAGGACAUCUACCUGAGAUGGUUCACCAAGGACAACAAGGCCAGCUACGCGACUAAGGAUACACUCGAUAAGAGCAAGGUCACCGGUGUCGAGCAGGUCGACACUCUCCAAGAUGGCGUGCACAACCUCGCCGCCGGCCAGGUCGGUCAAGGCGGUCUCCUCCAGCCCGUUGGCGAUAUGGUUUCCAAGGAGGGUGUCAACCGCGCCGAGCGCCAAGGCAAGGACGACGAGGGCGGCUACGUGCCCACUGCCGUCCCUGGCUCUGGUGCGCUGAACCAGGCGGGCAGCGGUGUCGCUGAGGGCAGCAAGACCGUUGCCGGCAAGACCACCGACGGCGUCAAGGGCGCUGGCGGCUUCGUCGGUGGCCUGUUUGGCGGCGGCGCUGGAAAGGCCAAUCCUGAGCAGAAGUAA